AUGAGCGUAGAUGCAUUAGGAAAAUUAUGUGAGUUACUUAAAGUUCAGGGUGGUUUAAGCGAUGAAUGUCAUGUAAAUAUACCUGAGCAAGUGAUUAUAUUUUUAAUAAUUUUAGCUCAUCAUAAAAAGAAUCGCACACUCCAAGUUAGAUUUUAUAGGUCAGGAGAAACAAUAAGUAAGUAUUUUAAUAAAGUUUUGUCGUCGGUAUUACGCGUUCAAAGCCUGUUGUUUGCAAAGCCUGUUCCUGUUCCAGAUGACUGCAUAGAUCCCCGAUGGAAAUGGUUCAAGAAUUGUCUAGGAGCAUUAGAUGGAACAUAUAUAGAUGUGACUGUCCCUGAAGAAGAUAAAUCAAGAUACAGAACAAGAAAAGGUAAAAUAUCAACCAACGUCCUAGGCGUAUGCAAUCGAGAUAUGAAUUUUGUGUACGUACUUAGUGGAUGGGAAGGAUCCGCAUCGGAUUCAAGAGUCCUUAGAGAUGCAAUUUCACGUCAUAAUAACCUCAAGAUACCAAUUGGGAAUUAUUAUUUAGUGGAUGCUGGUUAUACUAAUUGCAAGGGGUUUCUAGCACCAUAUAGGCAUACUCGAUACCACGUACAAGAAUGGGCUUAUGGUAGAAAUGCGCCUAAAAAUUUUCGAGAAUAUUUUAAUAAGAAGCACUCUUCAGCUAGGAACAUUAUUGAGCGUUGUUUUGGUUUAUUGAAGAAGAGAUGGGCAAUUUUGAGGAGUCCUUGUUUCUACCAAAUCAAGACACAAAAUAGAAUAAUUAUUGCUUGUUGUUUAUUACAAAAUUUUAUUCGGCUUAAUAUGGACUCCGAUCCUGAGGAGGACAUGUCACUUGAGAAUGAGCAAGUGCUUAUUAGAGAGGAGCAUGGUGAUAACCAAGAUAGCGACGAUGAAAUUAUUGAUAGUGUAGAGGGCAGCAAUGAAUGGACUGGAGAAAUGGACAGACAUGUUUGGACUGAUGAAGAGACAGAGGUAUUUGUUGGUUUUAUGGAGGAGCUUGUCAUAGAAGGAAGAAUAGCUGAUGCAGGUCAAUUUAGGCCCGGAUCUUUUGAGAAACUUGCUGCAAAAAUGAAUGAGAGGUUUCCAGGUAGUGGUUUUCAAAUAACUCAUUGCAAAAACAAGGUUAAGAGGUUGAAAGAGAAAUAUCAAUUUGCUGCUGACAUGGCAGCCUGUAGCGGUUUUGGAUGGGAUGAUGUGAAGCAAUGUGUGGUUGUGGACAAUAAAGAGAUCCUAGCUGCUUAUAUGAAGAAACAAGGAGUAAGGUUGUAUACUCCAGGAAAGCCUUUUCCCCUUUAUACGCGUUUAGAAAAAAUAUUUUGUAAGGAAAGAGCAAAUGGGGAUGCUGCUGUAUGCGGCAAUGACGCUGAAGAAGAAGUGCAAAUGAAUGGGUCUGAAGAAAUGGAUGAAGAAGAUACGGAUAUCUUUAACUCAAACCAUGAUUGCAGUGAAUCUCUACUCCAACAACCAAAUUCUGUGGCUUCAUCUUCUGGGAAGAAACAAGGAAAGAAGCCUUCCUCAUUUAAAGCGGCAAAAGAUACCAAGAUGAUGAAGGAGUUAACUGACACGUUGAAAUAUGUGUUCGAUCAACAGGGAAAGCGUUUGGAUGCUUUUGCCCAAGCUAUGGUAAACACUCGUGAGGAAAAAAAGGCUGGUGAUAUACUUAGCGAACUUGGAUUCACUGAUGAUGAAGUUAUUUUUAUUGCACUCAAGUUCUCCACAAAUCCUCAACUGGAAAAAAUGUUUUGGUCAUUGGGAAAUAGUCAGAAAGCCGGAUUUAUUAGAGCUAUAUUGCAUACUUAG
Messenger RNA from Arachis stenosperma, 1803 nucleotides. RefSeq lists its product as uncharacterized. The transcript has 5 exons. Bases 1 to 1803 code for a protein of 600 amino acids. Lineage: Eukaryota; Viridiplantae; Streptophyta; Magnoliopsida; Fabales; Fabaceae. The record is from RefSeq and is a predicted model, not a curated record.